Molecule: messenger RNA, 225 nt
Organism: Echinops telfairi (small Madagascar hedgehog)
Lineage: Eukaryota; Metazoa; Chordata; Mammalia; Afrosoricida; Tenrecidae
Product: mitochondrial import receptor subunit TOM6 homolog
Exons: 1
Coding region: 1-225 (74 amino acids)
Cellular component (GO): mitochondrial outer membrane translocase complex; mitochondrion
Source: RefSeq, a predicted model, not a curated record
AUGGCUUCCACCAGCGUGGGCGUGAGCGCUGCGGGAUCUGCAAAUGAAAUGCCCGAGAUCCCCGACAAUGUGGGCGAUUGGCUUCGGGGCAUCUACCACUUCGCCACCAAUAGGAAUGAUUUACGGAGGAACUUGAUCCUCAACUUGGGACUUUUUGUAGCAGGCGUUUGGCUGGCCAGGAACUUGAGCGACACUGAUCUAAUGGCACCCCAGCCAGGGGUGUAG